GGCGGUAUGUUCAUGUUUUAUCUAACGUAAACCCAUUCUACGCAUUGACUUUUGGGGUUCCAAUUCAUACUCUCAUCAAGGCUACUUUCACCCGUCCAAUACCUCUUUAUUUCCAGCACAAUCCACGCCGUCGUGUCAUAACACACUAAUUUUCACUCAGCUUCACUGCCAACGAUGACCUCAAAGGCCUCCGUCGCCGGUACUCCUUCCCGGGAACGGCAUCCGACGUCGUCUUCGCAGUUGACAGCUUCUCCAAUUCCCAUGCGUACCACCGCCUCUUCAUCGACAUCCUCUUUAGUCACGUCGUCAACAGCACCCACAACCAGUCCAAUCACCCUUGAGGCUAUACUUGCUGCCCAUGCCAACGCACCCAAUCCCUUUGCGGCUGCUCUCGAACAGGCUCUGUCCGAACGCAACGUAUUCUCCACACAAAACACCCAGCUUUGGAAGCUCAUCGAGAAACAGCGUUCCGGUUACAGUCAAGUGCUAAAAGAGCUCGAGCGCGUCAGGAACGAGAGGGAUACGUUCAAGGCUAGACUCCAAGCUGCAGGGCUUAGUGACGAACUGCCCAAGAGAGAGGAGAGGGAACGCGACAAGUCAUUGAGAUCAUCUGCUUCCAAUUCUACCAUGGCAAGUACUUCUAUUAGUUUGAAUGGGAGUGCAAACCCGAAAGCAACUAUGGCGCGACAGCAGUCAGACGACGUAGGUGGGUAUCACUCGCCGUUGCACACCUUCACAACCUUCCCACUAAUUUUGAUUCGACCCACCCUGUAUCCUCCGCCAAGCUCCGGGUCAUCGUUAUCCCUUCCUUCACAAAACCCCGUUAUGUUGAGUCCCAUAGUAGAGCAUCGUGGUCCAUCCCGCGAUUCUCGAGUAUCUUUACCUGACGAGGCAAAACGAUACAUUGCCAAUAUGGGUGAAUCGCCUGUGCCUAGCCCGAAGUUAAGCGGAUUUGGCUCUCCAAGAGCCUCGCCCGAUCCUCAAGGACGCCAGGCGUUAGCGAGUAAUGCAUCUGAUAAUGCCUCAUCUGCCUCUUUAGCCCUCGACAAGUCAUCAAGUAGGAGAGACCACGCCGACAAGGAUCCAGUACCUGAAGAUACAGGUGCGGCUCAGUUUUUGGAUUUAGGCGAUGAAGGCGAGGAUGAGGAGGUUGAUGAAAAGAAGUUGAUAUCGCCAGAUCGGCGAGGCAUACCAAGAUCUCCAGUCGAAGACUUCCCUCUGCCCCCUUCACAUGGCCCAAUGCUUUUACCAAAUUCAACUCAGCUACAGGCCCAUUUGAUGACGCCCACGCAGGCCCAUCCACAUCUAUACCCUACCGCCACACCUCCGGCUCAUCUGCAGUCACACAUGCAAGCCAUGGCUCCCGACUCACCUGUUCCCUCUUCAUACUUAAAUUCUCAACAACCUGCGACAACCCAGAAUGCUCCUACACUUUCUUUCCGUGCGCUACCUCUUGUCUUUGAGGAUCUCAAGACGACACGUGUAUCCGUGUCUCAUUCAUCCAUUCGGGCCAAUGACAGAGGAAAGGAAGUACUCUCCUUUAUCAUCGAGUUGGAUCCAGGUAAUAGGAAGGAGCCCUGGAGGGUGGAGAAGUUGUAUUCAGAUGUGCUGGGAUUGGAUCAACGGAUGAGGAUGUGUGUUGCAAAGGGAGUCGUAAAGAAAAUUGGGAACUUGCCUGAAGGGAAGUUGUGGAGGGACCACGCACCUGCUAAAGUUGAUCAGCGAAAAGUCGCACUGGAAGUGUAUCUCCAAACUCUGAUUGAUCUUCCAGUUAAGAACAAGGACGAGGUUAUUGCUUUCUUCACGUCAGACAUUGUACGAGAUACGAGGAAACCAGUCUCGCAAGCUGGGUACAAAGAAGGCUACCUGACAAAACGAGGGAAGAAUUUCGGAGGUUGGAAAACCCGGUACUUUGUGUUGCAGGGUCCAGUCUUGGAAUAUUAUGAGAGCCGUGGUGGUGCGCACCUGGGAUCAAUCACAAUCACUGGGGCCCAAAUAGGGCGGCAGCAGAGGUCAGGCGAGGCUGAUGAAGAGAAAGACUACCGUCAUGCAUUUCUCAUCAUCGAAGCGAAGCGAGGGCCUGGUGGUAGUCACCCUAGACACGUCCUCUGCGCCGAGAGUGAUGCUGAUAGAGAUAGCUGGGUUGAGGUCCUUGUGCGGUAUGUCUUGGGCUCAUACAACGAAGAACCCAAUGUCUCCUUUGGCUCUGCCCAACCUCGAUCAAGUACGAGUUCCACCAAUGAAAGCGUCACCACUCCAAACGGGAAGCGACCGAUUCGCGCGAUGUCCAAAGACGAUAUAUCUCGGGGGCCUGCUAUACCUAUCUCCCAGUUGGCACCAGACGCUCAUAAUGCCAAGUUGUUCCAAAGUCCGCCUGUAGACGAUCUGGGAUCAUCCAGCCAGCCAUCAAACACCCUGGAUGCUCCCUUGUCGAGCUCGCUGCCUACAUCAUCUCCACUAGAAAGUGCCACUACACAGUUGGCACCUAUCGGCCAAAGAGCAAACUCCGAACUUGGUCAUUAUCCUGAUUUACAGGAUCGUCGAGCAGGCCCCGGUCAACAGGAAUCGUUCUCACCUGAGCAACAUCGGACGAGAGACCCACGUCGGGACAGGAAAUCGUUCCAUCCAACGCUGGGUGCUGUUGGUUCAUCCCCGCCACGUGAUCGAGCCCCUUCACCAGAUGUAAUGGCGACUCCAGUCCGAGGAGAUCCUAAUGGGCAGGUUAAAAUAUCUGGACCACUUGGUGGCGCGCCCAUACCGAUGGGUUACAAGUUCGGAGGGAAGGAUGCUCCUUCUGAGAGUGCGGCGGCACAAGAGAGACGAGAGAAGGCCAAGUCGCGGUCAUUCUGGGGCUUUGGCCGACCUAAUGCCGAUAAAAUGCAUGUUGCGCAUGUUUCUCGAGCGGUGUUUGGUAUACCACUUGAGGAAUCUUUAGAAGUCGCGGAGAUUGCACGUCUCCCUGCUGUCGUAUUCCGCUCUAUCCAAUAUCUGGAAGCCAAGAAGGCGGAACAGGAGGAGGGUAUAUAUCGGCUUAGUGGUAGUUCUGCUGUCAUCAAAAGUCUCAAAGACCGAUUCAAUACUGACGAGUACUGGGAUCCUCAUGCCAUUGCUGGUCUUCUGAAAAGCUUCUUGCGAGAACUCCCCGCCAGUAUACUCACGCGCGAACUUCAUCUCAAGUUCCUCGAUGUUAUUAACUUUCUCAAUCCGCAAGAGCGCAUUAAAGAGCUGUCACAGCUCAUCGCGGCGCUGCCUAUUGCGAAUUACAGCCUCUUGCGAGCGCUGACGGCACAUCUCAUCCUGAUCGUGCAGAAUUCAAACACGAACAAGAUGACGAUGCGUAAUGUUGGGAUAGUGUUUAGCCCAACGCUCGGGAUUCCUGCUGGCGUGUUCAGUUUGAUGCUGGGCGAAUUUAAUAGGGUAUUCAAUGUUGAUGCGGUCCAGGGCACCGAGGAUGAUGAGUCGAGCCCAGACCAUGCAUUUGAUGUGAGCCGGAGGAAUAGCCGGCAGUAUUUGGACGCAGCUGCUGAUCAGUUGUUGGGGCUCUCCGGUAGAUCUCUGAAAGCGCCCCCUGAAGAGACUCCAUCAGAUGAUGGCGACAGCGUAUUGCUACCGUCCGAAAGUGGCAACGACACCACUGAGAACGAUGCCACCGUCGAUUCAAGCCACACACGCUCGAGUGCUGGCGUCAGUGCGUCUCAGCAUGUGCACCACCAACAGUCAAACGACUUACUCUUCCCACCAAGUAACGAUGGCCUGUCGCCCAACGGUCAUAGAUCACAUGCGUCGAAUGUAGCGGCGAGCCGUGGGCUAAAUAUUGCGAUUAGCAAGAAGGGAAACAGACAUAGUCGAGUGAUGGGUUUGCCUGUGUCGCCUCGGCCUGCGGGAUCUCCAAUGUCACCUGCGCCGUCGUUGCAGACUGCUAAGCAGGGAUGAAGAGGAUAUCCCUUCUGCAUUCCCCUAGCGUCUCCUUCACAUGCCUUACUAUCGACUUAUCUCUCCCUAUGUGGUCGAGGACUUUUAAUCACGACAACCCCGGCCAUAUAUACGGUGCAUGCGACGUUUUACAAUGCUUCCAAAACAACAGAUUUCUAAUGUAGGAUAGUACUAUACUUCACCUUGAUAUAUUUUUUUUCCAUCUUCAUUUAGUUUCUUUUGUGUUAGAGCUCUCUUUUCUUUUUCCUGUGGUUGCGUUCGAGUUCAUAUUCCCUGGUUUUUGUUACCAUAUAUAUGAUGAUACCCAUGAUACUUAGGCGUACUAGCAUGGACCCCCUACAAAAAUCUAUGUACAUGUCAGUGCUCAUGCACAUGAAUCUAACAUGUCUUUAACGGUUUGGGAUGAAGAUGUGGAUAUGAAAAUGUGAUACAACGGGAGUGAGCCUCGGGUCUGUCGGUGCGCGCGUCAAAGAGUGCCGGCGAUAUGAGUAUCGUACCACGCGUACGUAUGCGAUAGCGCAGACGACUCGAUAUCAACCAAGGCACUUGCCGUCAACCACUUGGAAACGAUACAUUCACGCAGUAAAAAAUGGGAUUCAGACAAGGAGCAGUAUUGGCCUCUUGCUCUUUUCUUUUGGGUGCGUGAAUGACCUUUUUGUCGUGUUGAUGUGGACUAAUGAGACUCGAAUUUGAUUUGUAGGGGUGUUAUUCAUAUGUUAUUUCGUCGACCAUAGAGUCUUACACCAGGAUUUGACGAAUGAGAUUAUAGAGGACGGGUUUCAUUUUUAUACGACGUUUUUCAAUGCCCCACCUGCCAUUAAGGCGUUGCUACAUGGCUUCAUUGGAGUGGGAGUACUAGGGCUGGUUGCAAAACUACACAAAUGGGAUGAAAGUGCGAUGUUCUUUGACGGAUCGAGUCUCGCGGCCUAUAUUUUCGGUGUUGCGGUGUACACUGCAGUGACUAUCCCGUCUUUGCGUACGAUUGUGACGCCUGUCGAGAGCAUAGACACGCGUGCGGACCGUGUCGAAGCAAUGCGAGUACUCUCUGCUGGGAACACUAUCAUGAUAGUCAUCCUUGGUGCAAUAUUAGUACUUCAGGGUGGACAAGAGUACGCACGCCGGGCAGAGCUGAGAGAAUUGGCUAGAAUGGAGGCACAAGAGCGGAAAGCGAAGACGGAAGUGAACGGAUCCUCCUCGAGCAGUGCUCGUGGCGAGAAGGACAAGACAGAAUGAUUAGGAGAGAGGACACGAAUGGCAAGCUAAAGGAUAUACCCGUAUACGUAUACACGACGCUUCGGUCUUGUUCUCGCGAGUGCUAUCUGGACUGGAUGGCUGCUCAGUUACUCGAUCUCUGGUGAGCAGCUGCGACUAAUAUAAUACGAGACCACCAUUGUUACUAUUUUUUACGUGUGCUGUAAUUGAAAUGGUAGGAGCACAUGCUGUUGCCGCGGUUGAUUGAGCAGCUGCGUUCCGUACCCGCGUUACUCAUGCUAAGUCCCAGAGAACAAGGUUAAGCUGGAGUUAUGCCCCGUUUUGUAGUUAACAGUGAAGGGAUGACAGCUUUUGUUCCCACAUACGAGUCUUUUCUGGAGCACGUACCCGCGAACCUGGCGAGACGAGAUUCUUGUACUGAGGUUCUUGACAUGGUUGCUGUAGGACGCCACAAU
Molecule: messenger RNA, 5600 nt
Organism: Serpula lacrymans var. lacrymans S7.9
Lineage: Eukaryota; Fungi; Basidiomycota; Agaricomycetes; Boletales; Serpulaceae
Exons: 13
Coding region: 175-3933 (1252 amino acids)
Biological process (GO): regulation of GTPase activity; signal transduction
Cellular component (GO): cytoplasm
Molecular function (GO): phosphatidylinositol binding
Source: RefSeq, a predicted model, not a curated record